Dacryopinax primogenitus is the source of this 327-nucleotide messenger RNA. RefSeq lists its product as uncharacterized. The record is from RefSeq and is a predicted model, not a curated record. Lineage: Eukaryota; Fungi; Basidiomycota; Dacrymycetes; Dacrymycetales; Dacrymycetaceae. The transcript has 3 exons. The coding region runs from base 1 to 327 and encodes 108 amino acids.
AUGUCUCUGCCAGCAGAAGAACCCAGAUUGGGGCAGGAGGAGCCAGAGCUGGAGCCAGAGCUGGAGCUGCUGCAGCAGGAGGAGGAGGAGGAGGAGGAGGAGGAGGAGGAGGAGGAGGAGGAGGAGGAGGAGGAGGAGGAGGAGGAGGAGGAGGAGGAGGAGGAGGAGGAGGAUUGGGAAAUGAUACCUGAUAACCUGUCAGCAGAGGAUGAGAAGAUAUUCACUGCAUUCUAUGUGAAAAUGAAUGGACAUUUCACAAAUGCACAGUACAACACCCUCAACUUCACCUAUCCUGAUGUCUUCUACGAUCUCCCCUAUAUUGAAUGA